Messenger RNA from Cuscuta campestris, 1229 nucleotides. The record is from the annotation of a GenBank genome assembly. NCBI's taxonomy places the organism in Eukaryota, Viridiplantae, Streptophyta, Magnoliopsida, Solanales, Convolvulaceae.
AGAGAAGUGACGAAGCAUUCCGCCAAUCCUGCGCACCUGCCCCAUUCCGCCAAUCCGCCGGUUCCACCGCCGAUAAGUGACGAAGCAGAUGAACCAGAGACAGUGUGCCACCGCUGAUUGAGUCGCCGCCUUCACCGGCGGACGCCGAGUCGCCGAUCUGCACGGCUCCAGGUAAAUAUAGUGAGCAAGAAGUUACAAUCAAAAGAUAUGCAUCUUGAUAUUGCUAUUAAAGAGAUAAAUGGAUUGAUUGACUACUUCAAGGGUUAUAGAGAAACUGGUUAUUCAAAAGCAAUUGAUGAAGCAAAGGAGAUAGCUGUUGAAAUGGAUAUACCUCCGAUAUUUCUAGAAAAGCGUUUGAUUCGAAGGAAAAAAAGAGUUGAUGAGAGUUCAAGCAGUGAAGAAGUUUCAUUUACAAAUGAAGAGACUUUCAGGGUCAAUUUCUUCUCUUAUGUUGUGGAUAAAGUCAUAUCUUCUCUUGAGAUGAGAUUUGAACAAUUCAAAGACUAUAUAUGAGAGAUUAUUUGGGUUUUUGUUUCCACAUAAGUUGAGUGGAAUUGAAGAAAAAGAGCUUAAGUUGUUUUGCCAUCAACUUGAAAAUGCACUCAAGUUUGAAGAAAGAUCGGAUAUUGAUGCCGAAGAGCUUUACAUGGAGUUGAAAUCAUUCAACACAUUACAAACAAGUGAAUUUAGCAAUCCAAUAGAUGUUUUGAAGCAUUUAAAAGAACUUGGUUGUUACCAGAAUGCUUGCAUUGCAUAUAGAAUUUUGUUGACUGUUCCAGUAACGGUGGCAUCUGCAGAGAGAAGUUUUUCCAAAUUGAAGCUCUUGAAAUCUUACUUACGGUCUACAAUGUCACAAGAUAGACUUAGUGGAUUGGCGGUAAUAGCUAUCGAGAAUGAAAUCUUAGAGAGCAUAGACUGUGAAGAUGUGAUCAACCAAUUUGCUCUCAAGAAUGCAAGGAGAACUUCUCGAAUCCUCGGCUAGCUUUUACGGUUUUUCUUCAGUACACAAUUGAUGCUCCCUGAAACAAUUGAUAUUCCCAGGAAGGAGCUUUUCUUCUAGAUAUUUGUGCGAGGCUUUGGCUAUGAUAAAAUGAUCUCAUUUUUUAAAGCCACCAUUGCAAGGAGAGUGUUUGAGUGUGCACUAUCUUAUGUUGUUUCAUUACUCCUAAAAGUUUAGCCUAUGAAACAUGGCAUGUGUAAAUGUGUUCCUUAAACAACUAAGGCUAUCU